Molecule: messenger RNA, 848 nt
Organism: Thalassophryne amazonica
Lineage: Eukaryota; Metazoa; Chordata; Actinopteri; Batrachoidiformes; Batrachoididae
Product: NPC intracellular cholesterol transporter 2-like
Exons: 5
Coding region: 93-524 (143 amino acids)
Biological process (GO): intracellular cholesterol transport; cholesterol efflux
Molecular function (GO): cholesterol binding
Source: RefSeq, a predicted model, not a curated record
UGUGAUUCAGUGAAACAAGAAGUGCCGACAGAGACACCAUUUCGCAGUUUAGUCUGAAGUCGUUUAAAGGUUUAAAAGGGAAAAAGCGGAACAUGGACGUCCGAGUGUGUGUGUUAAUUUUGUUUAGCCUAAUUACGUUCACCUGUUCGGAACCCGUCAAAUACUUAGACUGUGGCUCUCGUUCAGGAAAAGUGUCUAUUGUGGAAAUUACCCCUUGUCCUGUUUUGCCAUGUCCCCUACACAAAGGACAGGACUACAGCGUCAAUGUCACAUUCAGCAGUGGUGUGGACACUCCCACGAGCAAAGCAUUGGUCCACGGUAUCAUCGCUGGAGUUCCCAUCCCCUUUGCCAUUCCUGUCGACGAUGGCUGUAAAUGUGGAAUUCAGUGUCCCAUCCAGCAGCAGCAGGUGUAUCACUACCUGAACACUCUACCUGUGAAGGCUCAGUAUCCCAAUACUGGUUGUGAAGUGGGAACUUGCAGACAACAACCACCAGGACCUCUUCUGCAUCGAGUUCCCAGUUAAGAUUGUGGACUAAAGCUGUUUCUUCGCCCCAAAACUUCCUUUCUAAAGGGACUUGGAUGUGACAGGAAAUGUAGUGAUGGAAGUGAGUGAAUAGUUCGUCUUAUUCAUGCAUUGAAAUUUUAAAUUUUUUGUAGCUUGAUUAAUUGCUAUGCAGCAGUUUUGAAUCCAAAAAUCAAUUUUUUUUGUUGAGUAGACUGAAACAUUUCACUGCAGUACAUGUGGCUGCUGUGUAGUCAAGGAAAGGUGCACAUACUUUUGUAAUAUUGCCUACUGUUCUUGUGCUGCCACAUUAAUCUGACUCUGUAAAUUAAACACUUAAUUAAA